Molecule: messenger RNA, 2342 nt
Organism: Exaiptasia diaphana
Lineage: Eukaryota; Metazoa; Cnidaria; Anthozoa; Actiniaria; Aiptasiidae
Product: altered inheritance of mitochondria protein 21
Exons: 3
Coding region: 1-1806 (601 amino acids)
Molecular function (GO): nucleic acid binding
Source: RefSeq, a predicted model, not a curated record
AUGGCGGCAAAUGAGGAUAGAACAGCUAUGUGGCGAACUCCACUCUCUACUCCAGUAAGAAGCAACGAAAAUGGUUUUCAAGACUUGUUUARACAUUCAGAGAAGCUCCUUGCUUCAGCAGUGUCAAUUUGUCGUUUGAAAGGCUCAGUAGAGUGCCAAACUGGCGGAAUUAUUACCGUUUGUGAGGAGAUGCAAAGGUUGCUUCGACUGGCUUUCAAUGAGACUGCAAGACUCGAAAAGGAGCUUAAAAAACAAAAACAAACAUACGACGAAGAUAUUUCAUUUCUAAAAGAAAGAAUCUCAUAUCUUGAAGACAAGAAGGAGAACCCAAACACCAAUAAAGAUAUAAAAACGACUAAAGUGCAUAAUAAUGAAAGGUUACCACUAAAACCCUCAACAACUGAAAACACUAGAGAGGAUGCUCACAGUUCCCAAGAAAAUACAACCAUUGGUAAGACACCAAGUACUGACCUUAAAGUGAWGUCACCUAUAUCCAAGCUACCCAAUCCUACAGACUGUGAGAAAACUACUCCUGAACCAGGUGCACCMAGAACCAGUAGUGAGCAAGUURUACAGUCAAAAGCUCAUGUUAUUGAUGAGGAGCUCAAGAUUGCAGAUUCAGAUGAUGAUUUGUCUUUAGAAGUGUCAGUCUUUGACAUCAACAAAGAAUGUAAGCAAAAAACUACCAGCAGACAAACUUCUAACAGAAAGCCACAUGAUUCCAGUAAAUCUAAAAAGACAUCAGCAAAGAAAAGCACUACUACCUCAUCAAAACCUCAAAGCAACAACAAAAACAAAGAGACCAAAGCAACAGAAAAGAAAGCUAAAGAGACUAAGUCAGCAGAAACGAAAGCUAAAGAGACUAAGGCCACUGAGAAAGCCAAAGGACGCAAGUCAACAGAGAGUAAAGCUAAGAAACACUCAAACUCAAAGAUUGUUGAUGAUGAAGUUGAGAUGUUUGAAGAGCCAAAAGAUGCUGAAUUUGAUGCAAAUGACAGCACAAGCUCUGAUGUAUUCUUGAACCCAGAAUCUGGUCUUUUAGAAAUGAAAGAGAGCUUUGAAUCUGAGGCUAAUGAAGAAGACAUAGAAGAAGAGGUCUUUAAGUGUAACUCUAAAAAGAAGGAAGACCCAGAGCAAGCCACCUCUAMAAACAAGAAUAAAAAGAAAGAACCAAAGGCAAAGAAAGCAACAAAGAAAGAUCCUGUCAAGCAGAAAACAAYAAAAAACAAAACCACAGAAGCAAUUGAUAUUGAAAUUGUUCCUGAAUCUCCAAGGAGUGGACUAUCUAGCUCUCCUMUCAAGCCAACCCCCAUUGACAAGGAAACUGAAAAGCAAGAAAAUGCUUCCRUGCUGAAGACAAGCCCUGGUGUGGUUCCAGACGAACCUGAAGAAGUGCUAGGUGACAUGACCUUUUUGAUUGACAUAAGCUCAAUGAUAUCUUCAUUUGUCAGUAAUUCAGAUUCCAAGCAGCUGGAACUACCAUUGAUGGCAGCCAGAGAACGUGCCGAUGCUAGAAAACUUGCAUCCCUCUUUAACCUUCACAUAAGUAUUGGAAGUAAAUCAGACAACCGUUCCAGUCUAAUCCUUUCUAAGAUGGCCAAUAGUCAGAUGCCUAAGCCUGGAAAGCUUGACAAUCUCUUAAGUAAACUAAGCAUUGCAGCUGCUAAGGAAGCUGAGAGRUUGUCAUCCAAGACAAGGAACAAGCGCAAGUUUUCAACUGUURGURACAGUGCUUCAUUCACUGAGGAAACUAACUCACAAACAAAGAGAAGUGGCAUGUCAAGAAACAAGAAGGCCAAAAUAUAGUAUGACAUUCAUGUGUAACACUGUAUAUAACAUUAGUACUUCUKUGUGCUAAAUGUAUGCGAUUUCAUAGAGCUUAUAGUUUGAACUCAAAUGAACAAUUUCAGGAAGACAGUUUAAGGAGUUUGUAGGUGUAUACUAUACAAUUUUAUAACAUUGCAAAUGAUGAGUUUUAACUCACGCUGCACUCUUUUUGUAUCUUUUUAAAGUGAUUGCGCUCAAUAUUUAAUCAUUCUCUCAUUUUUACUGAUAUUUUAAGAUAUAUUACAAGUGAAAUUUAUAAAUACUACAGCAAAAAGAAUAGGAGUUUUUUUAGUAAUAGCUCUUGUAGACUUAUAAUUAUUACACUGAAAAUAUCUUGUUUUAAACUGUGUGCUAUAACCAGGUAUAAACUCUGUACACAUUUUUGCAGAAAGGAAUACUUUAUUUCAAAACUAUUUUAUAAACAUUUGAUUUAUUACAAAAAUAUUUAGUGAAAAUGCUUCCUUGUAGGUGUUUGACAUAAAAUCAUUCCAAUAAAUUAUCUGAGAACAUCUUGA